UUAUAAAAUCUUCACCUAUCUAAGUAUUGAAUAAAAUAUAAGAAAAUAAAAGUAGAUAUGCCAAAAUAUUAAACAGUGCCCAAGCAUCGUAAACAUGCAAGUCCUACAACUUUUAUUCUUAUUCUUCUUCGUACCUGUUUUAUCCGGAUCUCUGUCACCCCGGGUGGUGUAUAAAGUGGGGGUCCUCAUGGCCUCACGCCUGGACUCACCUUUCGACCUGGAGCGCUGCGGCCCGGCCGUCGACUUGGCCUUAGACAAGGUCAACGAAAAGUUUCUGGCCCAUCACGGAAUUGAGCUGCAGAAGGUGCAAGGCAGCUACCCAUCCUGCUCGGGGGCUAUAGCGCCGGGCUUGGCAGCGGACAUGCACUUCAAGGAGGAUGUCAUCGCCUUCAUCGGCCCCGCCUGCGCCUUCGCUCUGGAGCCCGUCGCCAGGCUCGCGGCCUACUGGAACACGCCCAUCAUCACCGGGAUGGGCGACCAGCCACCUUCGGAAGGCGAGCUAGCAGCUCCAGCCAGUGUUGUCAGCCGCAUGCAUCGACUCAGAAACUUACGUAAGGGGACACAGCCUCAAACAUUAUUUAACGACAAAGGCAAGUACCCGACGUUGACGCGCAUGUCGUACUGCCAGUGCCGGCUGCCGCGCGUCUUCACCAGCGUGUUCGAGCGGUUCGGCUGGGCGCACGUCGCGCUGCUGCUCGACAAGUCCGACUUGUUCUCUUUGACUGUUGGUAAGAGUCUGGAGUGGGGUCUUCGAAAGAAAGGCGUCCUGAAGGCGGUGAGGGAGCUGGACGGCAACGAGAGAGAAUCUUGCGAGGCGUUACUUAAAGAUGUUAGCAUGUAUGCUAGAGUGGUGAUCCUGAGCGUGCGCGGGUCGCUGGUGCGCGAGUUCCUGCUGGCGGCGCACGCGCUGGGCAUGACGCGCGGCGACUGGGCCUUCCUCGAUGUCGAGAUAUUUCAGGGUGGGUACUGGGGCGAGACAGGCUGGGCGGCGGACGACGAGCGCGACACCGCCGCACGCGCAGCCUACGAGGCGCUGCUCCGUGUCUCCCUCAAGCUGCCCACUGGAGACAGGUUCGAUGAGUUCGCAGACGCUGUGCGAGCGAGAGCGAAACAGCACUACAAUUACUCUUUCUCGGAUGGUGAAGAGGUCAACUUCUUCAUCGGAGCAUUUUAUGAUGGUGUGUACCUGUUGGGAAUGGCCCUGAAUGAGACUCUGACGGAAGGCGGCGAUAUCAGGGAUGGCAGGAACAUCACCAAGAGGAUGUGGGGACGAGACUUCCAUGGUAUAACUGGCCACGUCCGCAUUGACGCCGUUGGCGACCGCGACGCUGAUUACGCCAUCUUGGACCUGGAUCCAGUUACCGGGAAAUUUGAAGUGGUAGCGUUCUUCCACGGGCUGAACAGCAGCUACAAGCCGGUGGCGGGCAAGGCCAUCCACUGGCCGGGUGGGCGCCGCGGGCCGCCGCCCGACACGCCGCGCUGCGGUUUCCUGUGGAACGACCCCAUGUGCCAGGGUGAGGCCCAGACUGUUAUUAUCUAUUGUUUCAUUGGCCUCGCCGUCUUUCUAAUCUUCGCUGUAACAGCUGCCUGCGUCGCCUACAAACAGGCUCGUAUAGACGCGGAGUUAAACAACACAUCGUGGAGGGUGAGACCUGAGGAGGUGCUGGUGGAGGUCGGCACCGGACUCGGGGCUAGUCCGGCGCUACACAGCAUCAAUGAAUUAUCCCUUGGGUGGAGCGCUCGCGGCAGCACGGGCGCGGCGUCGAACCUGGGCACUCCUUCAGUCACACUCUCAUCGUUCACCGUUGGCCUUUACAAAGGGAACAGAGUGGCAGUAAAGAAGAUUCACAGAAAGAAGCUGGAUCUCAACAAGAAGUUGCUGUGGGAGAUUAAACAGGCUCGCAACGUGUCUCAUGAGAAUACGGCGCGGUUUAUCGGCGCCUGCGUCGACUGCCCGCUGGUGUUCAUGCUGACCGAGUACUGUCCGAAGGGAUCCCUCAAGGAUGUGCUCGCUAACGAUGAGCUGCAGCUUGAUUGGAACUUCAGGACAUCGCUGGUGCAUGAUAUAGUUCAGGGCAUGUGCUACCUACACGGCGGGCUGGGUGCGCACGGCAAGCUACGCUCUUCAAACUGCCUCAUCGAUGGACGCUUCGUGCUCAAGAUCUCCGACUACGGGCUGAACACCUUGUGCACGCCGACAGACUUGAUAAAGGAUGACACCUAUUACUACAAGCUACUCUGGACGGCGCCGGAGCUGGUGGCGGCCAGCAUCUACCCCGGCGCCUCUGCCUCUCUCAAGGGUGACGUCUACAGCUUCGGCAUCAUUCUGGAGGAGAUCGUGCUCAGAGCGGGGCCUUUUCAUCAUUAUACACCCACUUUGUCUAAUAAAGAGAUAGUAAUCCGGGUGUGCGCCCGUGAAUCCCCCCCAUUCCGGCCGGUGGUGGGGGUGAGUGAGGUGGGUGCGGCGGCGGGGAGUGGGGGUGGCGCGGCUGUGGAGCUGCUCGAGCUGGCCGCCAGGUGCUGGGCUGAGGCGGCUGAUGACAGGCCUAGCUUCGAUACCAUCAACGCUAAUUAUAUCAAAGGCUACUGUGAUAACCUGAUGGACGACCUGCUUCGUCGUAUGGAACAAUAUGCGAACAACUUGGAGUCUUUAGUCGAGGAGAAAACUGAACAACUGUCGCUGGAGAAACGAAGAUCUGAAGAACUGUUGUAUCAAGUUCUACCUAGACCAGUGGCUCAACAGUUGAUGGCUGGGGAGGUGGUGCAGCCGGAGAGCUUCGAGUGCGUGACGGUGUACUUCAGCGACAUCGUGGGCUUCACCGAGCUGUGCGCCGCCUCCACGCCCAUUCAGGUCGUGGACCUGCUCAAUGACCUGUACAGCACCUUCGAUAGGAUUAUAGGCUUCUAUGAUGUUUAUAAGGUGGAAACUAUAGGAGACGCUUAUAUGGUGGUAUCUGGUCUCCCGGAGAGGAAUGGUGACUUGCACGCGCGGGAGAUCUGUCUGAUGGCUCUCGCCAUCGUGGAGGCGGUCAGGGGGUUCGUGGUCAGACAUCGACCUACUCACAGAUUGGAGGUCCGCAUUGGAGUACAUUCCGGUCCCGUAUGUGCCGGCGUGGUGGGGGUUAAAAUGCCACACUACUGCCUCUUUGGAGAUACCGUCAACACGGCUAGCCGUAUGGAGUCAACUGGGCAGCCUCUUCGCAUCCAUUUAAGCGAGAACUCUCGAGCGCUGCUAGAACAAUGGGGUACCUUUGUAGUGGAGCGACGUGGGGAGGUCGAACUCAAGGGUCGCGGGAGGAUGCUUACCCACUGGCUGCUGCACUGCUCGGAGCCUGAAGCGAGGCCACCGACUCAAGGCCAGCAACCACCUCCGCAAUACCCAAUACUCUUCCCCGCUUUGCCCCAACCGGCACUGUCCUUGCAAGUACCGUUUCUGGUCACUGAACCACCUAUAUUGGCCACCUGAGAACGAAUCUGGACGUUUUAGGUGGAGGCUAUUGAUACAAUAUGUAUUGUGAGUUAUCUUUUGCAUAACUCAACUAUAGUGGCUUUAUGAGUAGAUAAUAUUGCAGAAGAUGCAGGUGACUUUUAC
This is a messenger RNA of Trichoplusia ni (cabbage looper), 3592 nucleotides long. Its product is annotated as atrial natriuretic peptide receptor 1. Bases 95 to 3466 code for a protein of 1123 amino acids. Gene Ontology annotation, biological process: protein phosphorylation; receptor guanylyl cyclase signaling pathway; intracellular signal transduction. The record is from RefSeq and is a predicted model, not a curated record. Gene Ontology annotation, molecular function: protein kinase activity; guanylate cyclase activity; peptide receptor activity. The transcript has 22 exons. NCBI's taxonomy places the organism in Eukaryota, Metazoa, Arthropoda, Insecta, Lepidoptera, Noctuidae. Gene Ontology annotation, cellular component: membrane.